Molecule: messenger RNA, 2054 nt
Organism: Cucumis melo (muskmelon)
Lineage: Eukaryota; Viridiplantae; Streptophyta; Magnoliopsida; Cucurbitales; Cucurbitaceae
Product: protein DA1-related 1-like
Exons: 12
Coding region: 443-1888 (481 amino acids)
Molecular function (GO): ubiquitin binding
Source: RefSeq, a predicted model, not a curated record
AUUUAGACGCCGAUAGUUUUAUACGGUUAGAUGUACGAGAGAUAAAUAAUGAAAGUAUUUCAAUCUGUAUCUUGCAAUUGUUAAAAGUAAAUAAUUUUCAUAGUUGUGUUUUUUAGUUUCCUUUUUGAUCAAUGAGUCUUUGGACAUAUGUGCAUGUUUUAUGACUUCUUUAUGAUCUCAUUUUGUGUAUAUAACUUAUCAAGUCUCUACCUUUGAGAUUCCUCAGUCAUUUCCUCUCUCUUUCUCUCUCCCUCUUUUCACUUGACUGAAAUCACCUUCUUUUAAACAUCAUCUCUUCUUCUUGGGUUCUCAAUCUUCAUUUCAAGCAAACAAGUUUAUCAGAACAAUGAAGGUGUUGAAAUAUUGAGAGUGUUAAGACAGCAAUUAAGGCACUAAACAUAAUAGAUUGUGAAGUGAUAUAGGUUGAUUUCAUCCGUACACUAUGGAGUGGACUAGCAAUAUUGGAAGUACCAUAAGAAAUAAUCACAGCAGAAAUGGAUAUGAGAACUUGUCACUUCUGCACCUGUUUCAACAUUUAAAUGGUGGCAUAUAUGAUCAAGAGGAAGUUGAUUAUGCUAAGGCAAUAUCACUCUCAGAAAUGGAAGUUGUAAAGCGGGAAGCAUUGAUCAUUGAGAAACAGAAGAUGAAAGCCAUCACAUCCCAAAUUGAAGAAGAUGAGGAGCUCGCCAAUGCAAUGCAACUGAGCUUAGUCCUGGAGUCUUCUCUUUCAAAUGACAGUGCACAUGCUUCUUCCUCUCGACCUUUCCUGGCCUCUGAAUCCAAGAUACUCUGUGCUGGAUGCAACGCCGAGAUAAGCAUACAUGAACAUGUUUUCGAAAAUAAUGGUAUUGUUUGGCAUAUAGAAUGUCUCAUAUGUCAUACUUGCAAACGACUAAUCAAAGAUGAUGAGUUAUGCAUGUCUGAAAAUCGACCUUAUCACACAUCUUGUCCAAGGAAUAUGAGGCAUUCUAAAUGCUAUGUAUGCAACAACUUUAUCCCACAUAGUAAUGGGGUGGUUGAAUUUGGAGAGCAUCCUUUUUGGGCACAAAAAUAUUGCCCUUCCCAUGAAACUGAUGGAACUUCCAAUUGUGUUAGUUGUGAAAGAUUACAGCCAAAAGGAAUCAACUACAUUCUACUCAAAGAUGGCAGAAGCUUGUGUCCAGAUUGUUCUAGCUUCAAGAUUAUGAACACCAAUGAGUGCCAGCCUCUCUUCCAUGAGGUACAAGAAUUUUUCUCAAGUUUAAACAUGAAACUAAACCAAGAAAUUCCAUUGGGGAUUGUUGAAAGGGAAGCAUUGAACAAUGCCAUGGAAGGGGAAAAGAAUGGACAUCACCAUUUAUCCGAAACUCGCGGGCUCUGCUUGUCGGAAGAGCAAACCAUUCCCAUUAUUCAUGAGAGGAAACAUAUUGGGAGUCGUUCAAUCCUUAAGUUACUCACACAGCAACGCAGACUUGUUCGUAAUUGUGAAGUUACGGCUAUACUCAUCCUAUAUGGUCUUCCCAGAUUGUUGACAGGAUCCAUUCUAGCACAUGAGAUGAUGCAUGCUUGGUUAAGGCUUCAAGGUUAUCCAAAUCUAAAACCCGAAAUUGAAGAAGGUAUCUGCCAAGUCCUAGCUCACAUGUGGCUGAAAUCCAAAAUCAAUGUGGGAUCUGAAACUGCCAUGGCUGCUGCUAGUUCAUCUUCUUCCCUGCGACCUCCAUGUUCAAACAAGGACAAGAAACUGAGUGAAAUAGAGAAGAAACUUGGCGAAUGUUUCAUACGCCAAAUCGAACUGGAUGCUUCACAAGCCUAUGGAGAUGGGUUCAGGGUGGGAGAGCAGGCAGUUUCCAAGUAUGGUUUGAAGGAAACUCUUGAUCAUAUCAAACUCACUCAAACUUUCCCACUUUGAAAGUUGAUAUUGUAGGAAAAGAACACUCGGGGAUUGAUUGUACGACGUUGGUAAAAAGUGAAAACAUGUAAUAAAAUGAAUAAUCAUGCCACUUAAAAGUUCUAUAUCUGAUUAAUUUUUAAUCAUAACCCUCUAAUAAUGAAGAUGUGGAAAUGAAUUAUUGGCA